Molecule: messenger RNA, 3185 nt
Organism: Juglans regia (Persian walnut)
Lineage: Eukaryota; Viridiplantae; Streptophyta; Magnoliopsida; Fagales; Juglandaceae
Product: E3 ubiquitin-protein ligase WAV3-like
Exons: 2
Coding region: 485-2788 (767 amino acids)
Source: RefSeq, a predicted model, not a curated record
AACGUAAAUUCCCAAAUUACCUUUCCAAUGAAUAUAAAUAUCCAGUGCAAGAAAGGAUCUCCUUGUAUCUCACAACGGGAGAGAGAGAGGCGGUAGAUCUCAAGCCUUUUUGUUGCAGAGAUCUUUUCGGGGUUAUCGAUAGAGAGUAUUAUAGAAAGUGAAAAAAUGGGAAUGGGAGCCAUAGAGGAAGAGAGUAAGGAUAACAGAGAAAGGUCUGGGUGGUCUGGGGCUCUAUCCUUCUAAAUACCACAACUUUGUCACUUUGCUUUGUUUCAUUUGAUCCCAUGCUCUUCUCGCUAUCUCCAAUCCUGUGCCUUUUUGUCUUCCGUGGCAGCCUCCUCAGAUCCAUCAAAACAAAACCUCUUUUUUCUUCAUCUUCUUCAUCUCUGAAAAAUAUAAACAAAGUGGAUACAUAGAAAGAUAAAGAACCACAGAAAGUAUCUUCAGUACGUUACGCGUCGUUCUUAUCAUUUGGUCUCUGAAAAUGGGUACUGGUUGGAGAAGAGCCUUUUGCACUACGAUCCCGCGAGACUCAGAUUCCUCUUCACUAUCUGACAAGCAACAAAGAAGUCCUAGUUCCAGCCCAAGCCCCAGAAGCUGUACCAGAUUGGGGUUCCUCUCCGGUGGAGGUGGAAGCAACCCUUCCACGCCUCGGUUACAGUCUCAAGCAAUAGUCAAAAGCCCAAGCCUGCGUUGCCGAACAAGUACAUCAGAGGCUUCUCAAACGCCUAAUGUUAACGAAAGUCCGAGACUUGAAUGCAAUACCAGCACUCCCAAGACCCGUUCCAAGAGCCCAAGAACACUGCUUGGCUCAAACCAGACCUCUCCACGAUCCCCUCUCAAGCUGUCACUCUUCAAGAACAGUUUCAAAUUCAGAAGUAGCUGUGGAGUCUGUUUGAACAGUGUGAAGACGGGUCAGGGAACAGCCAUUUACACGGCGGAGUGCGCACACGCAUUUCACUUCCCGUGCAUCGCUGACCAUGUGCGCAAGAAUGGCAGCCUUGUUUGCCCUGUCUGCAACACCACCUGGAAAGACGUACCUUUACUCGCCGUCCACAAGCACCUUGGCUCCCAAUCCCAGCAACAGAACGAAGUGGAGGAGAACACUAACAAACACAAAAGUCACGACCUCACAGCAAAACCAAAGAUUGAAGAGAAGAAAAUGUUAGAAUCGUCCCCAAGAACUCUCAAACCCAAGCCCGAAAUACUACAGCAGCAAUCAAAACCAUCCUACGAUGACGACGAGCCGCUUCUAUCUCCCACAGCGGGUUCUCGGAUUAGCCCAAUCCCCGAGGCGGAUGAGAAUGCCGUAGAGGACGAAAACGACGACGCGGAAGAAGAGUUUCAGGGGUUCUUCGUCAAUAAUCCCAACCCUCCAUCUUCAUCCAUCAAGUAUUCCGAUGAAGCGCCAAUCAACGGCAGGGAUCAGAGGAACGUCCGGGUGAGAUUGUUACCCGAGUCUGCACUAGUAUCGUCCGGUAGGUCCCACGACACCUACGUGGUUGCUCUGAGAGUGAAGGCUCCGCCGGCUCGCAAUUCGGGAGCGUCAACGCGUCUUGACCGGGCGCCCAUCGACUUGGUGACGGUGCUCGAUGUCAGUGGCAGUAUGACCGGUGCCAAGCUGCAGAUGCUGAAGCGCGCCAUGCGUCUAGUCAUUUCGUCGCUCGGUUCGGGCGAUCGGCUUUCCAUUGUGGCCUUUUCAGCUACUACCAGAAGGUUAUUGCCCCUGAGGAGAAUGACGGCUCAAGGUCAGCGCGCCGCUCGGCGCAUCGUUGACCGGCUCGCCUGUGGUCAAGGGACUAGCGUGGGAGAAGCUUUGAGGAAAGCUACCAAGGUGCUUGAAGAUCGGAGGGAGAGAAAUCCCGUUGCCAGUAUCAUUUUGUUAUCCGAUGGUCAAGAUCAGGAGGAUGGUAGGGUCCGCGCAAAUCAACGCCAAGCUUCCAGCCACGUGUCUUCAACCCGUUUCGCUCACAUUGAGAUCCCGGUUCAUAAGUUCGGGUUCUGGAACCACCAGCACGAGCCGGACGAGGCCGCCUUGGUCAAAUGCGUUGGCGGGUUAUUGAGCGUAGUGGUGCAGGACCUGAGGAUUCAGCUUAGGUUUCCUUCUCCAGCGGAGAUCUCAGCCAUCUAUUCCUGCAAUGGACGGCCCACAGUUCUCGGCUCCGGUUCUGUUCGGCUGGGUGACUUGUACGCGGAGGAAGAGAGGGAGCUACUCGUAGAGCUGAGGGUUCCGUCCUCGGUAGCUUUAGGUGCCCACCUCGUGAUGUCCGUUCGGUGCCUUUACAAGGACCCCGCGUCACAAGAGGUUGUGUACGGCAAAGAACAGGCACUGCUUGUACCCAGUCCGCAAGCCGUUCGAUCAUCGGCUCCCAGGAUCGAACGGUUGAGGAACGUCUUCAUCACCACACGGGCCAUAGCCGAGUCCCGGCGACUAAUCGAGCACGACGAGUUUUCAAGUGCCCAUCAGUUGCUCGCGUCGGCUCGAGCAUUGUUAUUGCAGUCGAAUUCCGAAUGGGCUGAAGAGUACGUUCGCAGCUUGGAGGCCGAGCUGGCAGAGCUUCUCUGGAGGAUGCAGCAUCAGCAACAGCAGCAGAUGUUGAUGAUGAUUCAACGAAAGAGAGGCCACGAGAGGGACUUGAUGGGUGGCGCUAUAGUGGACGAGAAUGGGGAGCCGCUGACGCCGACGUCGGCUUGGAGAGCGGCUGAGAAGCUGGCUAAAGUAGCCAUCAUGAAGAAGUCGUUGAAUCGAGUCAGUGAUUUGCACGGGUUCGAAAACGCCAGAUUUUAAUAAUUUAAUGCCAAGUAUUAAAAGAAAUUAUACAUGUUUUACUCCGAAAAAAGAAGAAGAAAAGGAAUCGAGAGAGGAGAAGUGGGUGGCGUUGGGGAACAAGCAGGUUGCAGACGGCGAUGCCCCUUUUGCAGUGGAAGAUCAUAUCAGAACAGUUGAUUAGUAGGUUGGGAUUGAUUUUGCUGAAGCAUGCAUGUCUUUUUUUUUUUUUUUUGUCUUAAUUAGCGCAAUUCAACUGUUUAUGAAUCCACAUCUCUUUGUUUUGGAGAGACUCUCCCAUUCGGAGUUUGGUAGGGAUUUGUGAUGAACAAACAUGACCCAGAAAUUGGAAAAACAAAAAAGGUUGUAAAUGCUAGCUUUAAUGGAGUUCCUCCUCAAUAUAUGUUUGGAUGAAAAA